Molecule: messenger RNA, 1378 nt
Organism: Micropterus dolomieu (smallmouth bass)
Lineage: Eukaryota; Metazoa; Chordata; Actinopteri; Centrarchiformes; Centrarchidae
Exons: 7
Molecular function (GO): protein binding
Source: RefSeq, a predicted model, not a curated record
CAGGGCCAGCAGGAGCAGGACCAACAGGAGCAGGACCAGCAGGAGCAGGGCCAGCAGGAGCAGGACCAGCAGGAGCAGGGCCAGCAGGAGCAGGGCCAGCAGGAGCAGCGGACACUCCCCCCACCGUCCGGUUGGGAGGAGACACUCAGGACAAUCACUCAGCCAGAAUACUCAGUACUGAGCGAGUCAACGAAAAACGGGAGACAUUCCGCAGUUCUCUGGUUAAAGCAGAGGUAUUAUCCAUUGUCCGUGGAGUCCUCCCCUACCUCUAGAGAGGACGCGCGGGUGAAGGUUCGUUUGGCUCGGCUCCAUUUGGAGCGGGAGGAGCGCGAGCGCGAACACCAGCUCAGGAGGGAGUUGGAGGUGGAAGCCGCCAUUAGAAUGCUUCUCUGGUUAAAGCAGAGGUAUUAUCCAUUGUCCGUGGAGUCCUCCCCUACCUCUAGAAAGGACGCGCGGCUGAAGGCUUGCUCAUCGCUGUCUGUGCAAGACAGCCUCUCCUAUGAAAAAGUUAAGCGCGCCAUCCUGCUGGUGAAUGAGCUGGUGCCGGAGGCGUACAGGCAAUGUUUCAGGGCUCUCACGAAAGGUGUAGGUGUGUACCUAAACGGAACAGAGGACGAUCCAGGGUCCGUGGCCGUCUACUUCUACCUGACCUCAGGCCCAAACGACAGCGACCUCGAGUGGCCGUGUCCGUGGCAGCAGGCAACUAUGGUCCUGAUGGAUCAGCAAUCUGACAUCAGACAGCAAAUGAACGCGCAUCUAAUGGUCACCACCGACCCUGACGAGAUGUUCUCUAAUGGCACUGAGUACUACUGGGACAAUCCCAGGGAGGUGGGCUCUAAAGUGACUGAUGAGUCUGAUGGCAGCUUUUACUAUCGAGGACCAGGCUUUGGAACAAGUACCUUCAUCUCCCACAGCUGGCUAAAGAGCAGGAACUUCAUCAAAGGAGACGAUGCCUUCUUCCUCUUCAGUCUGGAAGACAUAUCAGGUCUACUGGUAUCUCAGCCUCUUCCCCGCUCUGCAGUCCAUGCUGAUUCCAGUCUGAUGAAGGCUGCAGACCAAGGUGCUCCACAAGGAGCUGCUAAUAACCCCACAGUGGUCAUAGCGAUGGCAGCGUCUGCGGCAGCAGCCAUGUUGGUGGUGUUCAUGCUGAUCGUAGUGAACGCCUGGAGGGUGAGGAAGAGACGGCAGGAGAGUGAUGAGGUGUUGAUCACAAAGAACAUGCCUGGAUUCAUGGAAGAGAGAACAUCUCUUCUCAUCACUCCAUGAUGUCCCGAUCAAAGAAAAAAAAUCAGCACUUACUAGAAGAGAGAGGGCAUUACCAAAUGAUCUCUAUAAUCAGAGUGUCACCUGAAUCCUUUUCUUGUAUAAUCUGAAUUUG